Molecule: messenger RNA, 6639 nt
Organism: Coregonus sp. 'balchen'
Lineage: Eukaryota; Metazoa; Chordata; Actinopteri; Salmoniformes; Salmonidae
Source: the annotation of a GenBank genome assembly
AUGCUAGCUAAAACGAUGAGCGGGCUAGUGAAGAGGAAGUUUGAGGAUGUCUAUGAGGAGGACCCGUGCUACCCCUCCUCCCUGUCCUCUUCGGCCUACUCCGGAUGGGACUCGGCUGGGGAGAGCUGCUACUCAGACACCCUGGACUCAACACCCAGCAACCCUGGCUCUCCCGACACGCAUUACAACGGUGAGGAUCUAGUCUAUUGAAUCCACCUUCACUAUGUCAUGGCCGUGUCUGAUAGUGCCUGGAUUGGUAGUGCCUGCAGCUCAUUAAAACAGUCUUACUGCCUUACACAGAACAGCUCAUUAAAACAGACUUACUGCCUUACAGAACAGCUCGUUAAAACAGUCUUACUGCCUUACACAGAACAGCUCAUUAAAACAGACUUACUGCCUUACACAGAACAGCUCGUUAAAAAAGACUUACUGCCUUACACAGAACAGCUCGUUAAAACAGACUUACUGCCUUACACAGAACAGCUCGUUAAAACAGACUUACUGCCUUACACAGAACAGCUCAUUAAAACAGACUUACUGCCUUACACAGAACAGCUCGUUAAAACAGACUUACUGCCUUACACAGAACAGCUCGUUAAAACAGACUUACUGCCUUACACAGAACAGCUCGUUAAAACAGACUUACUGCCUUACACAGAACAGCUCAUUAAAACAGACUUACUGCCUUACACAGAACAGCUCAUUAAAACAGACUUACUGCCUUACACAGAACAGCUCGUUAAAACAGUCUUACUGCCUUACACAGAACAGCUCGUUAAAACAGACUUACUGCCUUACACAGAACAGCUCAUUAAAACAGACUUACUGCCUUACACAGAACAGCUCAUUAAAACAGACUUACUGCCUUACACAGAACAGCUCGUUAAAACAGACUUACUGCCUUACACAGAACAGCUCGUUAAAACAGACUUACUGCCUUACACAGAACAGCUCAUUAAAACAGACUUACUGCCUUACACAGAACAGCUCGUUAAAACAGACUUACUGCCUUACACAGAACAGCUCGUUAAAACAGACUUACUGCCUUACACAGAACAGCUCAUUAAAACAGACUUACUGCCUUACACAGAACAGCUCGUUAAAACAGACUUACUGCCUUACACAGAACAGCUCAUUAAAACAGACUUACUGCCUUACACAGAACAGCUCGUUAAAACAGUCUUACUGCCUUACACAGAACAGCUCGUUAAAACAGACUUACUGCCUUACACAGAACAGCUCGUUAAAACAGACUUACUGCCUUACACAGAACAGCUCGUUAAAACAGACUUACUGCCUUACACAGAACAGCUCAUUAAAACAGUCUUACUGCCUUACACAGAACAGCUCAUUAAAACAGACUUACUGCCUUACACAGAACAGCUCAUUAAAACAGUCUUACUGCCUUACACAGAACAGCUCAUUAAAACAGACUUACUGCCUUACACAGAACAGCUCAUUAAAACAGACUUACUGCCUUACACAGAACAGCUAAUUAAAACAGACUUACUGCCUUACACAGAACAGCUCGUUAAAACAGACUUACUGCCUUACACAGAACAGCUCAUUAAAACAGACGUCUGUCUGUCUGUCUGUCUGUCUGUCCGAAUACCUUUUAUAUUCCAGGCCCUGGAGCCAUAGAUUCUCUCAACACAUUCAUUAUGUAUUAGGAUAGGUUAGAUAGGCUGUGAGCAGGUACAAGAAGAGCCAAGCUAAGAGAAGAUGAGAGACCCCCCCUCUCUCACAGACUGAUAAGAAGGUAGAACGAACUGUGGGGGGACUGUGGUAUUGAUGGGGGUUUUGGGGUCAGUGCAGGGUUGGAGAGAAGGGCAAACGGUUGUUAGGGUUCCCAGGAUGGCAGGGCAGGGAGCCAGAGAGUGAGCAGGAUGACAGAUGGCAGAGAGAACACACAGAGCCUUGUCUGGGCCCUAGGCACUCACCCAGCACAGGUGCUGCCUGCCUGCCUGGAAGAGACUGGGGAUGGAGGGAGAGAGAGAGGGAUGGAGGGAGAGAGGGUGAGAUGAGGAGAGGAAGGCAUGUUGGAGCAUGAGAUGAGAAGAGAGGAUGAUACUUUCUGUGUUCAUCUAAAGGAGAUAGUUGUUACGAUGGUUGAACACCAUUUUGAAGUGGUUGUAAAACAGACCCUAAGCGUCAGAGUGGAGCGUGUUUGUCCUCCUAUCGUUAUCAGGCGGAUGGAUGUCACACUGAAACAGGCUCCGGCUGCGUCCCAAAUGGCACCCUAUUCCCUAUAUUGCACUACUUUUGACCAGGGCCCAUAGGGUGUAGGGAGGCAGUGUGUAGUGUGAUCUGCUCUGUGGAGGCGACAGACAGCAGCACCAUCUCCUAUUUCAUGCUGGGUCAGGGUCAGGGGAGGUGAGGACAGGUUGAGGCCCAGCCGAAGGCCCUCGUACUGGGGUUAGACAUGUACCCUGUCCUGGGUCCUCUCUGGCUCUCUCCUUCUCACAUUUGGUCUUUAAUCAAAUCACGUUUAAUUCGUCACAUUCUUUGUAAACAACAGGUGUAGACUAACAGUGAAAUGCUGACCUACGGGCCUUUCCCAACAACGCAGAUUGAAAGAACAUGGAGAAAUAAUAAACACGUAAUAAUAAGUACUUAAUGAGUAACGAUAACUUGGCUAUAUGCACAGGGUACCAGUACCGAGUCGAUGUGCAGGGGAACAAGGUAAUUGAGGUAGAUAUGUACAGAUAACUAGAAAUAAAGUUUUUUUUGAGGAUCUGAGGGCCCAUGCCAAAUAUUUUCAGUCUCCUGAGGGGGAAGAUGUGUGGUCGUGUCCUCUACAUAACUGUGUUGUUGUCUUUGGACCAUGAUGGGUCCUUAGUGAUGUUGACACCAAGGAACUUGAAGCUCUCGACCAUCUCCACUACAGUCCCGUCAAUGUGGAUGGGGGCGUGCUCGGCCCUCCGUUUCCUGUAGUCCACGAUCAGCUCCUUUUGUCUUGCUGACAUUGAGGGAGAGGUUGUUGUCCUGGCACCACACUGCCAGGUCUCUGACCUCCUCCCUGUAGGCUGUCUCAUCGUCAUCUGUGAUCAGGCCUACCACAGUCGUGUCGUCUGCAAACUUAAUGAUGGUGUUGGAGUCGUGUGCGGCCACGCAGUCGUGGGUGAACAGGGAGUACAGGAGGAGACUAAGCACGCACCCCUGAGGGGCCCCCGUGUUGAGGGUCAGUGUGGCGGAUGUGUUCUUUGGGUUAGGGAGAGGUUGAAAAUGUCAGUGAAGACGCUGGUCAGCACAUGCUCUGAGUACGCAUCCUGGUAAUCUGUCUGACCCUGCGGUCCGGUGAAUGUUAACCUGUUUAAAGGUCUUACUCACGGAGAGCAAGAUCACACAGCUGUCCGGAACAGCUGGUGCUCUCAUGCAUGGUUCAGUGUUGCUUGUCUCGUAUCGAGCAUAGAAGGCAUUUAGCUUGUCUGGUAGGCUCGCGUCACUGGGCAGCUCGCGGCUGUGCUUCCCUUUGUAAUCUGUGAUAGUUUGCAAUCUCUGCCACAUCCAACGAGUGUCAGAGCCGGGGUACUGGGAUUCAAUCUUAAUCCUGUAUUGACGCUUUGCCUGUUUGAUGGUUCGUCAGAGGGCAUAGCAGGAUUUGUUAUAAAUGUCUGGAUUAGUGUCCCGCUCCUUGACAGCGGCAGCUCUAGCCUUUAGCUCAGUGCGGAUGUUGCCUAUAAUCCAUGGUUUCUAUUUGGGGUGUGUACGUACGGUCACUGUGGGGACGACGUUGUAGUUGCACUUAUUAAUGAAACCGGUGUCUGAUGUGAUAAACUCCUCAAUGCCAUCGGAUGAAUCCUGGAACAUAUUCCAGUCUGUGCUAGCGAAACAGUCCUGUAGUUUAACAUCCGCUUCAUCGGUCCACUUCCAUAUUGAGCACGUCACUGGUACUUCCUGUUUUGAGUUUUGCUUGUAAGCAGGAAUCAGGAAGAUAGAGUUAUGGUCAUAUUUGCCCCCUCAGGUCCUCCUCCCCCUCAGCCCCUCCCCCUCCUCAGCCCCUCCCCCUCUCCCCUCCUCUCCUCUCCCCUCCCCUCCUCCCCCCUCUCCCCCUCAGCUCCUCCUCCCCCUCAGCCCCUCCCCCUCCUCAGCCCCUCCCCCUCUCCCCUCCCCUCCUCCCCCCUCUCCCCCUCAGCUCCUCCUCCCCCCCCUCUCCCCCCCUUAAUGUCUCAUGUUCUUGAAAGGUCUUAAGUAAUGAGCUGUGAUAACACCAACUCUUAUCUCUCUCUCUCUAGUCAAGUCCAUCCAGAAGAAGGCUAAGCGUGAACGGCUAGGCCGGGGCAACGUGACCUUUGACAUGGUGACAGUGUUUCUCUUCCCGCGGUGCCAGGGCUUCAGCAGCGUGCCCAGUAAGGGGGGCUGUUCCCUGGGCAUGAUGCAGCACCACAGCGCCCUCCGCAGGUACACCCUGGAAGAGUACGCUGUGGAGCAACGCAUCCUCCGCCGGGAGAAACUCCUCAACCGCCUCCGAGAGGAAGAACUAGACGCUCUGAAACAGAAAGUGAGCCCUGGGACACACAUAUGGGUUAGCUAGUUAUGAAGCUUAUAUGCAGCUGUGUGUCUGCUGGUGAAAGGCUUUAUUUCUGAUAGUGUAAAGGUUUGAGUUCUAUAACAAGACUCUGAGUCGAGGUUAAACACCUACUGUUAACUUUUGGAAGUGUUCUAGCUCUCUUGUCUUGAGAGAACCCACACACAUGCAUCACAAUUAUCCUAACCCCCCCCCCCCCCCGUCUCUCCUUCCCAGCUGACUAAGGGAGGCACGGUGGAGUCAGAGGAGGCGGACUGCCUCACCGUCGAAGACAUCCCAGAGGACGAGAUGGACAUCAGCAGUUGUAACCUAGACGACGGCUCCUUCCUCCACCCCUACCCCUCCAAGCGGAGACACGCCCUGCUGAAGGCCGCGGGGGUGAAGAAGAUCGAUAAGGAGGAGAAGAGGCAGCUCCAGCAGCUGAGAGUGUCCAGGGAGGACUGUGGCUGUGACUGUCAGGGCUUCUGUGAGCCAGAGACCUGCGCCUGCAACCUGGCGGGCAUCAAGUGUCAGGUAAGACACAUUGCUAAUAAAAACUCACAUAUGAACAUUUCUUCAACUUCAAUGUUAACAGUAAACUGACCUCUCAUGUUUAAAUACUUUAUAUUCCUAACAAUAUGAGCAGAACCUAUUGCAGUGGUUAGUUGUCCACUGUAAUACGACAUGCUGUACCCUCCGUGACAAAGCAGAUCCUGAUUUUAACGUCCUCUUCUCCCCAGAUGGACCACUCGUCAUUUCCCUGCGGCUGCACUAAGGAUGGCUGCGGUAACCAGGAAGGUCGCAUAGAGUUCAACUCCAGCCGGGUUCAGACCCACUACAUCCACACCAUCAUGAAGCUAGAGCUGGAGAAGAGACUGGAGGAGACGUCUGGACCAGAGGAAGAGGACCCGGGAGAGACCACCCCAGCCCCGGGCCACGCCCAUAACCCCCUGUCCGACCUCUCCUCCAUCCCAGAUGGCCCCUCCUUCUACUUCAGCUCAGAGCUUGCGGAGGUCGGGGAGAACAGCUGUAGCAGCGACAUGACGGACUCCUCUGCCUCCUCGGGGGCGAGUGAGGACUCAGAGGAAGGGGCGGGAUUAGGGGCGGGGUUAGGCCGGGAGGACGGCCCCCUGCUGGAUGAUGUGGAUGAGAACGGACUGAGCCGCAUCCUCAGCUUCAGCGACAUCACCAACGACAACGACUAUAACGUAAAUAACUACAUUGUUAAUGACAACCGCUGUUGCCCCGAGCAACGGCUACAGCAGCAGCCAUUGUCCAUGACGACAACAACGUGGAUGUUGGGAGGGUUUAGCACGGCAGACUUCUCAGAGGAGGUGUACACAGACAACAGGGCCAUGGCUAUAUCACAACUGUUAGAUGAUAACGCUAACCAAGGCAACUGUCUGUUCCACCACAGCGGCUGCAGAAUCCCCAACCCCCCCUCUCCCUCAGUAGGCCGCCCCAACCCCCCCUUUCACUCAGUAGACCGCCCCAACCCCCCCUCUCCCUCAGUAGACCGCCCCAACCCCCCCUCUCCCUCAGUAGACCGCCCCAACCCCCCCUCUCCCUCAGUAGACCGCCCCAACCCCCCCUCUCCCUCAGUAGACCGCCCCAACCCCCCCUCUCCCUCAGUAGGCCGCCCCAACCCCCCCUCUCCCUCAGUAGACCGCCCCAACCCCCCCUCUCCCUCAGUAGACCGCCCCAACCCCCCCUCUCCCUCAGUAGGCCGCCCCAACCCCCCCUCUCCCUCAGUAGACCGCCCCAACCCCCCCUCUCCCUCAGUAGACCGGCCCAACCCCCCCUCUCCCUCAGUAGACCGGCCCAACCCCCCCUCUCCCUCAGUAGACCGCCCUGCUGCCAGCUACAUGGACCUCAGCCUGAUCUCAGAGUCUGACCUGGAGUUCUUUGAUGGUUUCUGUCUGGGUCCUUCCUCCCUCUACAGCUCCCUAAAGGACCAACACAUGGACAACUUUUUUCACUUCCAGUUGCCUAGUUACCCCAGCAGCCAAUCACAGGCCAGUGACCCUGGGACCUGCUUCCUGGAGUCUCUGAUUGGUCUGUCAGAAUCUGUCCCAGAACCCCCUGCAACAUUCACAGACAAUGAGCUGUUGGAGGAAGCCGUCAGGGGUUAA